UUGUGUCGCCGCCAUUGCCGCGAUCGCGUGCAAGGGUUUCUGGGAGCCGAGCCUUGGGGUCUCGGGGAAGGGGCGCCGGUGGCCGCCAUCUUGAAUUGCAAACCUGGUCACCGAAGUCCACGCUAGGGGCGGAGUAGAGGCGCCCACUGUUAUCGGGAGCAGACGUCGCUGCUGGGGGCUGCGAAGCCGGGGCACCACAUAGCGCCACCAUUAUGGAUGCCAUGGCUAGUCCAGGGAAAGAUAACUAUAGAAUGAAAAGUUAUAAGAAUAAAGCCCUAAAUCCCCAAGAGAUGCGUAGACGAAGAGAAGAGGAAGGAAUACAGCUUCGAAAACAAAAAAGGGAAGAACAGUUGUUCAAACGCAGGAAUGUCUCUUUGCCCAGAAAUGAUGAAUCUAUGUUGGAAAGCCCUAUCCAGGAUCCAGAUAUCAGUUCCACUGUACCCAUUCCAGAGGAAGAAGUUAUUACCACAGAUAUGGUUCAGAUGAUUUUUUCUAAUAAUGCUGAACAACAGCUAACAGCAACACAGAAAUUUAGAAAAUUGCUUUCUAAAGAACCUAAUCCACCAAUUGAUCAAGUUAUUCAGAAACCAGGAGUCGUACAGAGAUUUGUGAAAUUUCUUGAAAGAAAUGAAAAUUGUACUUUACAAUUUGAAGCUGCAUGGGCAUUAACUAAUAUUGCAUCUGGAACUUUCCUACAUACCAAGGUAGUGAUUGAAACUGGGGCUGUUCCAAUUUUUAUCAAACUCCUUAAUUCAGAACAUGAAGAUGUUCAGGAACAGGCUGUUUGGGCUCUUGGUAAUAUUGCUGGUGACAAUGCAGAAUGCAGAGAUUUUGUUUUGAAUUGUGAAAUACUUCCACCUCUUUUAGAGUUAUUAACAAAUUCAAACAGACUUACAACAACAAGAAAUGCUGUAUGGGCCCUCUCAAAUUUAUGUAGAGGUAAAAACCCUCCUCCAAACUUCAGUAAGGUUUCACCUUGCUUAAAUGUCCUGUCACGACUGUUGUUUAGCAGUGACCCUGAUGUGUUAGCAGAUGUGUGUUGGGCCCUUUCUUAUCUCUCCGAUGGACCCAAUGAUAAAAUUCAAGCAGUCAUUGAUUCUGGAGUCUGUCGAAGAUUGGUGGAACUUUUGAUGCACAAUGAUUAUAAAGUGGUGUCACCUGCAUUAAGGGCGGUUGGUAAUAUUGUAACUGGUGAUGAUAUUCAAACACAGGUAAUUUUAAAUUGUUCUGCAUUACCCUGUCUCUUACACUUAUUAAGUAGCCCAAAGGAGUCAAUUAGAAAAGAAGCCUGCUGGACUGUUUCUAAUAUCACUGCUGGAAAUAGAGCUCAGAUUCAGGCUGUUGUAGAUGCAAAUAUUUUUCCUGUUUUGAUUGAGAUUCUUCAGAAAGCGGAGUUUCGCACCAGGAAAGAAGCAGCUUGGGCUAUAACAAAUGCAACAUCAGGAGGCACUCCAGAACAAAUAAGGUAUUUGGUAGCCUUAGGCUGCAUUAAACCACUUUGUGACCUUCUAACUGUUAUGGAUUCAAAAAUAGUUCAAGUGGCUUUAAAUGGACUUGAAAAUAUUUUACGUCUUGGAGAACAAGAAUCUAAGCAGAAUGGAAUAGGCAUUAAUCCAUACUGUGCUCUCAUUGAAGAAGCAUAUGGUCUGGAUAAAAUUGAAUUUCUGCAAAGCCAUGAAAAUCAGGAAAUUUACCAAAAGGCUUUUGAUCUGAUUGAACAUUACUUUGGUGUGGAAGAAGAUGACCCCAGCAUUGCCCCUCAGGUGGAUGAAAACCAACAACAGUUUGUAUUUCAGCAGCAGGAAGCACCAAUGGAAGGGUUUCAGCUGUAACUUGGUGGGGAAAAAUGGUUGAAAAUGGUAGCUUCAGAUAUCUCCUCUUUGUUGCCAAUGUCAGUGGGAAUGUUCAAUGUGUUUUUAGAUAGAAGUAAAGAAAUCAUUUGACUCACUUUUAAAAAGCAAAACAAAAGUUUCCAUUCAGAUGCAAUCUUCCACUAUAAUUUUGUGUGUGUGUAUUUCUUUUGUAUUUUGUAUGUUUGUAUAUGAUUUGUGAGUAAUUAAGUACAUUAUAAUUAUUUAAUAGCUCAAGCUUGAAAAGAACUUUGUUAAAGUAUUAUGUAAUGGUUCUGAAAUUUUUUGAGCAUUCUUGGAAACUGCACAUUAGCAGUACAGCUACUGAUAAUUGCAUUUUGACAGUAAGUCUGACAUGCCCAUUCUCUACAAAAUCUACCUCUAGCUUGAAGCAAAAAACAAAAACAAAAAAAACCUUCAGAAGUAUGAAAUAGUAUAAAUCUAAAUUAGAAUAUGAAAAUAUUUAUUUCCUUAAAUUAUGAAUCACUGUGCUGUACAUUAUACUUUGCAAACAACAAAAAACCUGUGAAAUUUAUUAUUAAACAUAGAAGAAAUAUUGUGCUGAUAGUCAAAUAUCUAUUAAAAUGUGAUUGUGAAGAGAGAAGCUGUUCUUCAUGUUGAACACAUUAAAAAUCAUUAUAAAACAUUUAAAUAUUUGUGUUUUUGGCAUGCAUACAAAUGCUAUUACAUUAGUAUAUUUUGUAUUUUGACCAAAUAUGCUACCGUUUUUUGAAAUAGCUUUUAUUAUUUUUUUACUCUUUAUUUUAAAGAGCAUCAUGACAGAGAUGUCAUCACGAAUCUAAAGUAGUGCUGCAUAGCAAAUAUAAUACUGUAAUUCUUUCUCUGAUUUUUCAACAGUAAUUGAAAAGUUUCACUUUUCAGUGUAAUAAUGAAAGUUGGUACUUGAAUGUCAAAGUUAUUCUGAAGAAAUCACCUUAUGUGUUCAAUUUUAUUAAAUGCAUUUAAUGUUGGGGCACUAAAUGAUGUUAAGGAAAUUGCUAAGCAUUCUUUAAUAUGGUUGAAAUCUAUAUGAGAAUUUUUUUUCUGUAAUACUCAGAAGGUCAUAUUUCUACUCAUUAUGAAUUAGUGUUACGGAUUAGAUUUGUAGCAGAUUGAUCAAUAUAAUGUGUGUUUCAUGUAUUAACAGCAAAAAUCUCUUCAAACAAUGAAACUUAAAAAAAUCAUGUUUCAACAGAAAAAAAUUAUAUUUAUUUAUAAAUACAUAUGUAUGCGUGUGUCUGGGUGUUAUCCUCACAGUACUAUGUUUGGUAGAAUUUUCUAAGCAAAUAUGGUACUGUUGAACUCAGUCUUUUAAUUUAUAGUUAUUAUAUGUAGGCUAUAUAUAUUUCCAGUUAUAUACCUAGAAUACUUAUUUGAAAAUGUAGUUUGCAACUGUUUUAAGAUGGGAACUAAAGCAGUUUUGAUAUGAUUCAGUCUAUUCUAUAAAGAAAGAUUUUGUUUAUGAAAGCAUUUAUAAUGUUUCUGCUGGAUAUCAGAGGCAUGUUACAAGAGGAAAAUGUAUGUAGGAGUACUUUUAAAUAGUUUAACACUUUGUAAAUUAUAUAUCAUGGAACGAAGCUUUUGGCAAGACACGUAAAACCUAGAGCUAUAAAAUACAGGUUUAAAUCGUGUCCAUAUGCUGACUGCAUCUGCCAAGCCUUUUUUUAUAUAUUAAGUAGAGGAUUGUAUUUGUGCCCUUUAUAUUGUAGUGGAAGUAUGAAGUUUAGCAUUAAAAGUUUCUCUUUUGCAUUAUGUAUAUUCAAAAGAACAGGGUAAUUAAAGAUUACAAAUUGAUAACGAAUUUAUCAGACAAACACGUUUUCUGUGGUGCAGAUGGUUCUAAGUAUCAGGUAACAGGGUGUUCUACUCUUUAUAAUCAACUUAACUUUCAUAAUGCAGCAUAAUUCAUAAACUAACCAGCUGUGCCUGCUUUUAUUUUGAGGACCCUGUAGUCAGUAUAAUAAACCUCUAAGUCAGAUCUUUCAAACAAAAUAGGUUUAAUCGAAGGAAGAAUAUUUAUAUGUUCAUGCACAUGCAUGCACACAUGGAAUGACCUUUGAGGGGAGGAUUUUUAAAUUUUUGCUGGUAAAAAAACAUUAUAUCUCUGAGUAUAGAAUAUGACUAUACUUAAACAUUUAAAUACAAAAUCAUAUUUAAUUUUUUAAUUUGUUAAUUGGGUUAAUUUGAUUAGAUUUGAAUGCACAGGCACUAUCUAGUAGAUGGGACCAGCCCUUGACCAGGUGAUGAGCUUAUUGGACAAAAAUUAGCAAAUACUUUGUUCUUAAAAUUUUUUUUAAAUAUGACUACUCUUUUCAACUAUACCACUUAAAAUACCCCAGAUGUAUUUUUAUUAAUCUUCACUGACUCUUGUAAAAACAUUUUUAAAACUUCUUUUCUAAUGUUUUAUUGUUUAAAUCUGAGAGGAACUGUGCCAAGAAAAAAAAAAAAAGAAAAGUAAAGGGGCAUGUAUGCAACAAUAAUGCAAAUAAAAUAAAAUAAAUAAAAUAAAUAAAAUAAAACACACACACAAUAUCAGGAAAAUACUUGAAAGAGUCUUUUACAUUUAUUUAAUUAAAUUCAGUGUUUUAAUUUGUCUGAAUCUGAACUUUGAUCUAUGCAAUUAUACUUGUUUUAUAUUUAGUAAGUACUUGACUCAGAGAUCUGUUUUUCUUUUUUUACGAUAAAUUUUAUUUUGAAAGGUUGUUCCUAGAGCUUAAUUUUUAGUGCCAUUUUUUUGCUUACUGGUAGCACCAGAGCAAGAAAGAAUAAAAAAAAAAAAAGUAAUGCUGGCCCAGAAAUAACGUAUCAUUUGGUAACUGUAAAUUCAAUUUACGGUUAAA
This is a messenger RNA of Choloepus didactylus (southern two-toed sloth), 4690 nucleotides long. It is a transcript of the gene KPNA5, whose product is annotated as karyopherin subunit alpha 5. Gene Ontology annotation, molecular function: protein binding; nuclear import signal receptor activity. NCBI's taxonomy places the organism in Eukaryota, Metazoa, Chordata, Mammalia, Pilosa, Megalonychidae. The transcript has 14 exons. Gene Ontology annotation, cellular component: nucleoplasm; nucleus; cytoplasm. The coding region runs from base 213 to 1832 and encodes 539 amino acids. Gene Ontology annotation, biological process: NLS-bearing protein import into nucleus. The record is from RefSeq and is a predicted model, not a curated record.